AUGCACCUCCAAGUGAAUCAAAUUCCCCCUACUAAUCUUUUUCUUCUUCUUUUCUUUUUCUUCUUCUUUUCUUUUCCUUCUUCUUUUUCUUUCUUUUCUUUUCCUUCUUCUCUUCUUUCUCUCUUCUUCUUUCUCUCUUCUUUUUCUUCUUCUUUCUCUCUUCUUUAUCUUCUUCUUUCUCUCUUUCUUUUCUUCUUGCUUUUCUUCUUCUUUCUUUCUUUUUCCUCUUUCUUUUUCUUCUUUCUUUUUCUUCUUUCUUUUUCUUCUUCUUUCUUUUUCUUCUUCUUUCUUUAUCUUCUUUUUCUUCUUUCUUUUUUCUUCUUUUUCUUUCUUUUUUCUUUCUUUUUCUUCUUUUCUUUUUCUUCUUUCUUUUUUCUUCUUUUCUUUUUCUUCUUUCUUUUUUCUUCUUUUUCUUCUUUCUUUUUUCUUUCUUUUUUCUUUAUUUUCUUCUUUCUUCUUUAUUUUUUCUUUUUUCUUUAUUUUUUCUUUAUUUUUUUUUCUUUAUUUUCUUCUUUCUUCUUUCUUUCUUCUUCUUCUUUCUUUCUUUUUUCUUCUUUCUUUUUUCUUCUUUCUUUUUUCUUCUUUCUUUUUUCUUCUUUCUUUUUUCUUCUUUCUUUUUUCUUCUUUCUUCUUCUUCUCUCUUUCUUCUUUCUUUCUUUCUUCUUUCUUUCUUUCUUUUCUUUCUCCUUUCUUUUUUCUUUUCAUACUACAUAUUUAACAUCUAUCUCUCGCCUUCACGCUUCCUCUUCAAUUCCUUCCUCUCCAUCCCCCGUGGCUUGGGAAGAAGAGAUUGAAGAGGCUCAUGAAAGAAAGCUUCGGUAUGAGGAACUGGUGGCUGAGGUCCGUGAGAUGGUAUGCGGCUGCACCCCGAUGACGUUCGAGGUUGGCUGUAGAAGCUUUUCUGCUGCUUCUUUAAAGAGAUUCCUCAAGUGCGCUGGUAUCCAAAUGCCGAAUAAGGUGAUAAAGACCUGUGACGAGAAAGCGGUGGAAAGCAGUGCGUGA
This is a messenger RNA of Acanthosepion pharaonis, 1002 nucleotides long. Lineage: Eukaryota; Metazoa; Mollusca; Cephalopoda; Sepiida; Sepiidae. The record is from the annotation of a GenBank genome assembly.